This is a messenger RNA of Cannabis sativa, 4202 nucleotides long. RefSeq names its product clathrin interactor EPSIN 1. The coding region runs from base 3037 to 3990 and encodes 317 amino acids. The record is from RefSeq and is a predicted model, not a curated record. Gene Ontology annotation, biological process: endocytosis. The transcript has 4 exons. NCBI's taxonomy places the organism in Eukaryota, Viridiplantae, Streptophyta, Magnoliopsida, Rosales, Cannabaceae. Gene Ontology annotation, molecular function: phospholipid binding; clathrin binding. Gene Ontology annotation, cellular component: plasma membrane; clathrin vesicle coat; endosome.
CAGCAACCAUAAAAUUUCAUAACUCGACCAAUUUAACCCCAAUUGGUCCCAAACUUUCCAGACCUGCUCUAUAUGUCCCAAAUAACAUAUCCAAGGCAUCAAACCUACCCAGAAACCACAGAUACAAAAUUUGCCAUUGGAGCUCAAGCUUUGAGUUCCAAACUCAAGCUUGAGCAAACCACCUAAACAAGCAUGCAAACCAACUUAAUUCUACAUAACUAAGUAUAAUAUUACCUCUGCAAACUAACAAGAACAUCCAGCAACAUCACAGAACAAAAUGAACCAUUUCUUUCAAAAAUUCACAACUUUUUCACAUAAAAACUAAAAGCUUGAACAACCUAGCUACUCAUGCUUCAAACAACUCAAUUAACAUCAAAUAAUCAUGCUUUGAACUUUAGAAAAACAACAAAAUCACAGCAGCAACAAUUACUAAAAUCAUCAUGCAUUUCACUCAACUUUUUCAUCAUUUUUCUCAAAAUUUAAAGGAAGAAAACAAGAGAGCUAACCUAGCUUGGAAAAAUGCUUAGAUUAGGAUGAGAAUCCACUUGAAAAUUGAACAAAAAUCCAGCCCUUUGAAUCCCAUGCACCAGCCGAAAUGAGAGGAAAAGAGAGAGAGAGUUUCUUGAAAAUUUCUAUUUUUUGACUAAGUGUUUGAAAAGUGAAAGAAAUUAAAAGAGUAAUGCCACUUAACCCAAAACCAUUUCAGCCAACAAUUAACAAUUUAAAUAAACAUUUAACAUUUAUUUUCAAUUAAUAAACUCACUAAAAGACAAAACACUAAUGGGGCAAAAAGACCAUUUUGCCCCUCCACCAUAAAAUCAUGAAAAUCAUACUAAAGGGGUAUUUUUGGGACAUUCUAAAUUCCCGGCCAUUCCCGACAUUCCCAAUGUCUAAAACCCGUCCCCAAAUUACUAACAUACUAAGUUGUGAUUUCUACUGAGCCAAACGCCGAGUUCCAAAAUACCGGACACCGGAAAUGCGAAAUAUAAAAGCUACUGAUGACAUAAUCAUGCAUAUCUGGAUUCCAUAAAUAACAGUAAUAAAUUAUUUAAAUGGCUAUAAAUAAUUUCAUAAUUAACAUAAAUAACUGCUAAUUUCCAAAUUAACUAAGCGGGCUUUACAUGGGUAGAAUGCUUCAGUGAUAAAGUCAUUGGCACGUAGCCCUUCGACUUCAUAUUUCAGCACUUGGGUGCACUCUUUGUCCACCAACCUCCUUUUUUAUUGCACGUGUUAGAUGUUUAGAUCAAUGUUUAGUGCAUGGGUCAUCACGGAAGGGUCUAUUCUGACCAUGUCUCCAUGUGACCAUGCAAAGAGGUCAGGGUUUGACCUUGGAAAUUUUAUCAAUAUUGAUUUUAUUUUUGGCUCUAAACCUUUCCCAAUCGUUAGUUUUCUGGAUAGAAGAGUGGGAUCAAUCUCCACUUCUUCUAGUUCUUCCACAGGUCAAAAGCUGUCUACAGGAUCCCAAAAACAAAGAUCUAGGAGGGAACAUCAAGCCAUCCAGAACUCCUUUCUAGACGAAGACUAGCUUUCCCUAGAGACUCCUUCCGGAUGAACAAGUUAGACUUCUGGAAAUGCCCUUCCGAAUGACAUCUAACUUUUCAUAAAGGCGAACAACUUCUGAAGUAGAUAAACUGGACUUUUGAAACUCCUUUCGAGACUACAUCUAACUUUCCACGAGACUUCUUCCGUACACCUUUUUCAUUUGGAGGAACUAUACUACAAAUUCGUUUUUGUAUUAUAUAAAUAAACAAAGAAUAACUUUCGAUAAACACAAUCCAAAUGCCGGCUUCUCAUUAAAAAGCUUUAUUACUAACGUGCCGUGUUGCACAAUGAAGGAUUCAUUGGGAGUUUUGUGGUUAUUAGUUGAUUACAUUAGAAUUAAUUAAUAUUUGCUUCUAUGAUGAACUUUCAAACUCAUGUAUCUAUAUAAAUAUAAGAUAUCUAUCUAUAUAAAAUGUGAGUGUUACGUGGUUACUAUAUAGCAUAAACAUAAAGAAUAGAGAGAUAACCUUGUGGAGUUGUGGUCAUACCCUAAACUAUAAACGGUCAUAGUCAUGCAGUGUGAACAAAGAGGCAUACCUGCCCUAUUAUCUACUUAAAAAUUUGUCAUAAAGUCUGCUUUUUCUUUUUUCUUUUUUGUUAAAUCGUACAGUCUUCUGAUGAAUUCAUUGCUAUAUGUACGUUUUCAUGUUGAUUAUACUUUUCUAGUAUAAAGCAUUUUUUAAUGGAUUUGAUUUGUGUCUGUAUGAGUUUCACGUAUGGAUCUUUGUAUAAAGGACAGAUUUGUAUAUCCCUCAAAAAAAAAAAAAAACAGUUUUUUAUAUGUGUAGCAUCAGAUGGCAAAUAUUCAAAUGGGGUUCAAAGGUGGGGCCAUAAGAUUCGAAAUCAAGAAUGUGGUCUACAAUUCAAUUUUUUUUUUUCUUUUAACACGGAUCAGAUCAGAUCACAUCAUAGAUCUCAUCCCACGGUAGGAUGAAUCUGACAACUUUUCAAUGAUCAGUAAAGUACUUGCUAGUAUAGUGGUGUACAUCUACAAGUACGUAUGUAUAAAGUUUGACUUGUUUGUACUAAAAAAAAUAAAGAUAAAAAAAGGAAAAGAAAACUAUCUUGGAAAUGGUUUGAUUGAUGAAUGAAGAAGGCGUUUAAAUUUUAAAACCGAAAACCAAAACAAGGACUUCUGUGCCUUCUUCCUUAAUGGUGCUCUCUAGUAGUUUGACAUUUGAAACACUCUUCUCAUCUUAUUAAAUACAAUAAAACAACAUCAUUGACUAAUUAAACUCUAUUAUUAUAAUAAUAAAGCUCUGUUUUACAAGUUAAUAUCUUCAAUAUUCUAAUUUAACCACACAGAGAGACAUUGACAUUGUUUUCAUCAUCACACUGCUAUUUUUCAAAACCUUUGAAACCAUCUGGUUUUAGUCUCUCCUUUUUUUUUUUGGUCACACAGAGACAUUAGGUGUAUGUAUUGUUUUUCUGUUUUAUUGGAUUUAACUCUAAUACCAAAUUAGUCUUCAGAUUUUCUAACCUGUAUUUUCAGACAUGUCCUCAAUUUUAAGCAAAAACAACUGUGAAAACAGUGCACCUUCUUCUUUCCGUGAAUUCAAAAAACAAGCUUCAUUUUUCUUCAAGGAGAAGAUCAAGACUGCCAGAUUGGCCCUCACAGAUGUUACACCAGCAGAGUUAUUAACUGAAGAAGCCACCAAUGGGAAUCCAUGGGCUCCUGACACUCGGACCUUGUCUUCAAUCUCAAGAUCUGCUUUUGAGAUAGAUGAUUACACCAGAAUUGUUGAGAUUUUGCACAAAAGAUUUCUGAAAUUUGAAAAGAAAAAUUGGAGGGUCUGUUACAACUCUCUGAUUGUUCUUGAGCAUUUGUUGACUCAUGGACCAGAGAGUGUCGGAGAUGAAUUUCAAGGGGAAAAAGAUGUCAUUAAAGAGAUUGAAAGGUUUCAGUACAUAGACGAAAAAGGGUUCAACUGGGGUCUUGCAGCUAGAAAAAAAUCAGAGAGAGUACUGAAUCUACUUGAAAAGGGUCCUCUGCUUAAAGAAGAAAGAGAUAAAGCUCGGAAGCUAAGUAGAGGGAUUCAGGGAUUUGGAAGCUUCACACAAAGGUCAUCAACCCCACAAAAGAUUUUAAGACAAACAUCAGUUGAAACUUAUGGAAGGUGUAACUCUCAGUUCAUUAGCCAUGAAAAUCAGGAGAACAUGAUGACCCCUUAUGCUAAAAAAGAUGAAACUUUUAUAAUCAAGAAUGAAAGACUAAACUUGGGCAACAAAACAGAGAGUUCGAAUACUAUGAAAGCUGCUGCUGAAAUGAGUGUCAAGGAGAACAUGGCUCCUUCUCCUGAGGAGAGUGACUUUCAUGGAUGGGACCGAGUUGGAGAGGCUAACCCGCUUUUAAAUGGUGAGAUUGAUGGGUCAAGACUUGGAACUUCAAUAGAGGAGGAUCAUCCCUUUAGUGAUGCUCACAAGAAAAGUAAUGCUUCGCUACUUUGAAUUUUGUUUAUUUGUUUAUGGGGGCUGUAAACUUAUCUCUGGAUUUCUUUAUAUAUCACUUGAUGACCGUAAAUUUAUAAGAGGCUUUAAUGUAUCCAGUUUUGAAUUUUUACGAUACAUCUCUCUGUGGUAAGGACAUCAAUAUGUGUAUCAUAUAUUUCAGAAAAAUACUUCACUAUUUAGUAAUAAAUAAGUAAAAUCAGUGACGAGAA